AUUACCAGACAUUGACGAGUGUGCUGUGUCUAAUGGCGGCUGUAGUCACAAGCGUGUCAACAUUGUGGGAGGCUUCAAAUGUGAAUGCCCUGACCCUCAACUGAGCUUGUCAUCUGACAACAAGACCUGUCGCGGUCAGUAUAAAAGAAUAGCUGCUUUCUGACGUUCAAUAUUAACUUGAAAAAAUAAUAAUUUAAAUGUAGGAAUUAUAACACAAUGUCUGAGUCCAAUAAUAAUAAAGAUAGACCAACAAAAUGUUAAAGUUCGCAAAUAAUGCUUUCCUACUCUAGUUAUUUUUCUGUUAAUCGUUUUAUUUUAGCUCCAGGUGUUAACGUGCAGUGUAAGAGUGAAAACAUGACCAUCAUCAUACCCAAGUCCCUCCUCUUUGGUAUUGACCGUGAACACCUUCGACUCUUGGACACCAGUUGCAAAGCUGCAGAGAAUACCACCCACUUCUCACUCACAACACCGCUGACUGGCUGUAACACAACAAGCAGGCACACACCCACAGCUAUCGUCUACUCCAACGCAGUCUUAGACAUGCCCGUGGCUGUUAAAAAUGUGGUGACACGUGUUCGUGAAUUAGAAAUACAAUUCAGCUGUUUUUACAGCAAACGUGGCGUGGUUUCAUCAGUUGUUUGGAAAGCAAGUAACAGAAAGCUUGUGUUUAGCAAUGAAGGAGAAGGGAAACUGAGACUCGCACUUGAUAUGUUUUCUAACAAAACAUUCGUGAGUCCUUACACGAAGAGGGACUUUCCUGUGGCAGUGAUACUUCGCAAGCCCCUCUUCUUUGAAGUGUCGGUCAUAUCAGAUGAUAAGCAGCUGUCAAUCAGAGCAGAUCGCUGUUAUGCCACUCCUACUCAGGAUCGUAUGAACCCUCUGAAGUAUGAGUUCAUUAAACAAGGGUACGAUAAAAAAAACAUAUGUUAUAGUACAAUGACAUUUCUCUGUAAAACAAAAAAUGCACUCAGUUAACUAACAAACGAUACACGCAGACAGAGGGACUGGAGCCGAAAUGUGCCCGCAAUGGUUUCUGGGAUCGUGAGUGGGGACGCGCUGAUCAGCUAUUGGUCAUUUUUGCCCGGUACUUGGUAAAAGUCCCAGAAGUCUUUGCGAAAGUUAUUUUGGCCCAGUUUCCUUCCGGUUUUCAAAGUGGUAAAUUGUUGUCGAAGAAAAGCAAUGUCAUCUUUGCUUUUUUUAGGGGAAGAGGUUCGUGGAGUUGGGUGAGGUCUAAGAGUUUUUACACUGACUCACCGGCGUAAAAUUCGUUAUGUAGUCGGCCACUAAUGUAUGUCAUGCACUUAAUUUUAGCGAUUAAAGCAAUUAAUUAAACCGAUAUAGACACAGCAUCUUCAUUUCUUUUUAUUUGUACUUAAUUUCUAACUGAGUUAUAAAGGCAGCUUCUACCUUUGUUUGAUGCCAUUUCUCUUAGAUGUCCAAGUGAUGCAACCUUACAGUACCAUUCUGCGCCCUUAGCUGGUGUUCAGCGGUUUAGCCUGGAAGCCUUCAAGUUUAUUGCAGAUCAUCCAUUUGUUUUUCUUCACUGUCACGUGAUCCUUUGCAACGCCUCUGACCCAGGUUCCAUAUGCAAUAGAAGCUGUGCAGCGGAAGGCGACAGACGAAGACGUGAAGUUAGUCCCCAAGAAAAUGACGUCUACACUUUGGGAGAAGGCCCAAUCUACCUGGCGCGCAGAAAAGAAGAGGAAAUACAAUCUAGUGGUCUGGGUAUGAGGGGUAUGUAUUAGUGGGCAUGUAGCAUAAAAUUUAUAAGAUGACUGAAAUACUCAGCAUUUGGUUCCAGUUUAAAAGAACCGUGUUAAAAUGGACUACACGCGAUGAUGAUGCUAAUACUUACGAUUCAAUAUUGCGAAAAACCUUAUUACCAAACUUAAAGUAAAGGACCGACUCUCUUAUAACUUCUGGCUGCAUCUAGUACUCAAUAUCCCGCCCUCCUUUUUGUCUGCAUACGAAGCUUCCGUGGCACCUUCCGAUACUGAAUAUGUAGCCAUCCUAAUUUCACCAAGUAAACUAGACUCUAAAUCUUUCACUUUGCCAUUCGAAUCUUCAGGUUCUACACACUGUCUGAUUCUAGUUCUGAUCAUUUCUAUAUCUGAUUGCAAACUUAUCGAGCCUUGCACUUAAAUUGCGUAAUUGAGCAUGAAAAAUCUUUCGCAACAAUGACUCAAACUGCAAUACCCUGAAAUAGGUAUUAAGAAGUGUGUCCCGUUUCUUCAUUUCCGACCAUUUUGUUGAUUCUGAAACUAAAUUUCAUCUUUCUAGGUUCCAGUCCCUCCAUUGUAAUGGCUCUACUUGUGACAAGUAUCGCCUUUCGGUGUGUACACCGAUGAUAACCCUUAAGAAGUCACCUGACAGGACUAAUGGUAAUAUCAAGUUACGACAAAAGAUGAAAGAACGCUUAUUCACGUUAACUUGAUGUCACACAUUUAAAGGGUACCUUGGAUUAGAGAUAUUCAAACUGAUGAGCUUAGUUGAUUCAUAUUCAUUAUUAAACGGCUUUUUGCUUUCAACGCCGCGAAAAGCUCUCUACAAAGUAGAAAGACAACUCAAACUUUUCACCUAGCCGAAUUCCUUUAUUAUUCCAAACCAUCAUAAAAGCUAUUUUCAAUAUUUAAGGCCUAGGACAAACGUCGAACUUUUCAUGAGACAAACCCAACUAAGUGAGUUAAGUUCAACGUCUGGCUCAAUUAAGUUCGUCUGAAUGAGUUUGGAUCUUCCAAGAUGUUCUAUCAGUCCCUUCCAGACGGAUAGAACGUCUGACGAUCGUUUCCGGGACAAACGUCAAUCUUCACAUGCCACGAACUAAACUAAAGCUUUAGUAAACAGGGCAACAAAAAAGUGCA
Porites lobata is the source of this 2861-nucleotide messenger RNA. The record is from the annotation of a GenBank genome assembly. NCBI's taxonomy places the organism in Eukaryota, Metazoa, Cnidaria, Anthozoa, Scleractinia, Poritidae.